This is a messenger RNA of Umbelopsis ramanniana AG, 562 nucleotides long. RefSeq lists its product as uncharacterized. The record is from RefSeq and is a predicted model, not a curated record. The transcript has a single exon. NCBI's taxonomy places the organism in Eukaryota, Fungi, Mucoromycota, Umbelopsidomycetes, Umbelopsidales, Umbelopsidaceae. The coding region runs from base 146 to 451 and encodes 101 amino acids.
CGGCCAGCCAGUUCCUCUGCCGUUAAAAAUAUAUAAACCUCGCAGCGUUUUAGUCGUUUUACUUUUUUUUCCAAUAUCAAUUCUCAUCCUCUUAGCUCUUCAGCUUCCAUCACUUUAUUCCCAUCCAUUAUGACGCCAAAAUGCUAUGCUUGCUCGGUGGAUAUUGUUCUACCUAUAUAUCAUGGAUGUCCAAGUUGUAAACGGUGGCAGCUGGCGUAUUGUGAACAUUGCAAUGUUUAUAGCCACUGCACCAAUUGUGCCUUCACAGAAGAGCAUGAGCGACGAUCCCGAGAACGGGAACUACGAUUUGCUACAUAUCUGCGCCCAACCGUCUUAUAAAUCCUUGGCAAAAAAAAAAAAAAAUUAUCCCUAUCAAGCAUUCAUACAACCCCAUCGUCUUCCUCAGCGUUUUCCUUCCACUAGAAAUGACACUCAUAACCAUCAGCGCUAACACCACGUCAUCUAAAUUAAGCCUCUAUAACAAAAAUCAUCCGCAUUACAUGAUAUCAAUUGAAGUAAAAUAAAAAAAAUGGAAUACACUAGCAUUGCCUCCCAUAUCUUG